AUGGCAUCAAAGGGGUUCAAAGUAUUUGUGGAGUUGAUUACGGUAAUUGCGUUUGCUAUAAACUGUUUUGUUUAUUACUAUCCUGACAUUGUCAAUGACACUUCCAAAUGUAACUGGCAUAAGUUUGAUGAUACACCCAUCGCUUCAAAGUAUGAUAUCCUAAAUGAAAAAGUGCCCCCUCAUAUCCUUGAGAAGUUAUUAUUGAACUUCCCACAAUUACGUGAGCAUGCAGAUAACCAAUCACCCUAUGAGAAUGACAACAUGACCAAGAUUAAAGAUAUUCACAUGUUGACCUUUGGUGAUCCUCAAAUUAACGGCAAUUGGCCUCUGACUAAAUACAUCAAAAGACUAGACAAUUUUGGUAAUGAUUACUAUUUGGGUCACAUUUACAAUGUCAUGAAGAGACGAUUAAGUCCAAGUCAUGUGGCUGUGAUGGGAGACUUAUUCUCAUCGCAAUGGAUAUUGGAUUCGGAAUUUUAUAAUAGAACUUAUAGAUUUGUUGAACGGUUAUUUCCUAGACCCUUGGAGUAUAAACAGACUGUUAUUGACACUUACGAAAAGCAUGAGAAUUGUGAUUGGAAUGCAUGGUUGGCCCAAGAAAUGGCGUUGGAUCCAGAAGCAAGAUUUACCAGUAGAGACUAUAAUGAUGUUUAUGAUUGGGUGCAUCCGGAAAACAAGUAUCCUAAUUUUGAAAACCCCUUGUUUAUAAAUUUGACUGGUAAUCACGAUAUCGGAUAUAGUGGUGAUGCUACUUGGCAACAUAUGGCCAGAUUCCAUUUAUUAUUUGGUCAAAAUAACUAUGUGAUAAAUUACAACAAGGGAACUCCUGAAGAAUGGAGAUUGGUCGUAUUGGACUCCUUAACCUUGGAAGGACCUGCAUUACAGGAAGAAUUUAUCGGAUUCACUUGGUCAUUCUUGCAUCAUCUUCGUGAUCGCGAAAACCCUAACUUUAGCGGUUCCACUGUUUUGCUUACUCAUAUUCCGUUCUAUAAAGUUGCUGGAUUAUGUCGUGAUGGACCAGAACAUAUCUAUUACAUCGAUAAUGAAAGAGAACCUUAUAAGAAUGGGAAUUUAAGAUCUCAAAACCAUUUAUCUUACAACACAACUCAAGAAGUAUUGGACAUUAUUUUCCCAAACAAGGAUCAAAAUGGGGUGGUUUUAACAGGUCAUGAUCAUGAAGGCUGUGAUAGCUGGUAUAACAAAGUUAAUGGAGAAUGGGUUGCAUCCAAGGACAAAACCAACACCGAACGGGAAUCAAUUCGUGAAAUUGUCGUUAGAUCGAUGAUGGGCGAUUUUGAUGGACAAACUGGUGUUUUCACUG
Spathaspora passalidarum NRRL Y-27907 is the source of this 1321-nucleotide messenger RNA. RefSeq lists its product as uncharacterized. The transcript has a single exon. NCBI's taxonomy places the organism in Eukaryota, Fungi, Ascomycota, Pichiomycetes, Serinales, Debaryomycetaceae. Gene Ontology annotation, cellular component: endoplasmic reticulum. Gene Ontology annotation, biological process: GPI anchor biosynthetic process. The annotation marks the transcript as partial. The record is from RefSeq and is a predicted model, not a curated record.